AUGGAUUUUCGAUUUAAUUUUCUUAUUGAUGAAAAUGAGAACAACGAGCCAGACGCUCACGGCAAGACGGACUUACAGCCACGCUCUCCACAAGACAAGCAGGAAUCCAUGAAAAAGAGCAAGCAAACCGCUGAUCCCGUAGCAGACUCCAGCCCACAGCUGGGUACUGAUAAGCAGCGAGAUGAGACGCCGUCAGAGAAAAAGUUCUGCUUCAAAGCUGCCAAGGAGCACGAUAUUCCUGAAGAUCUCGACAAAACAUUGGAAAAUAAAGUCAUGGAAACAGCAUCGGGCCUGUAUUACGUCAAUACAUCUGUAGUGGAAAUGACGUGCUUGGGUGGCGCCGACAGGGAAGGCAUCGUGUCUCAAAGUGUUUCCUCUCGCUCCGACCUCAUCCCAGGAGUCUACGAGGGAGGACUGAAAAUCUGGGAAUGCACCUUUGAUCUCAUAGACUACUUCUCCGAGGCUGAAAUACAGUUUACCAACAAGACCGUACUGGAUCUUGGCUGUGGGGCUGGGCUGCUGGGAAUAGUUGCUUUAAGGGGUAAAGCUGAAAAAGUCCAUUUUCAGGACUACAACAGCACAGUGAUUGAUGAAAUAACCGUGCCCAACGCGGUGGCUAACUGCAUAAAUAAAGGCAACAGGACGGGCAGCGGAGGCGACGGAAAAAAUAGCAAGCCUCCUUUGAAGAGGCCCAAGAAAGCGGAGCGCUUACCUGACGUGCUCACCAAAUGCAGGUUUUUUUCUGGAGAGUGGUCUGAAGUCAGCCAGCUCCUGUUCACCAGCAACAAGCCCUUUUCAAAGUACGACAUAAUUCUCACAUCUGAGACCAUCUAUAAUCCUGACUACUACAGUGCGUUGCAUGAUACGUUGGCUCAGCUCUUGGAUAAAAGCGGCCGUGUGUACCUGGCAAGCAAAGCGCAUUAUUUUGGGGUUGGCGGUGGCAUCCCCCUCUUUGAGAAAUUUGUUGUAGAGAGAAAUGUGUUUAGGACCAGCAUAGUUAAAACAAUUGAUAAAGGACUGCAGCGAUGUAUUAUGGAAAUGGCCUUUAAAGAUUCCAGUUAA
Nipponia nippon (crested ibis) is the source of this 1062-nucleotide messenger RNA. Lineage: Eukaryota; Metazoa; Chordata; Aves; Pelecaniformes; Threskiornithidae. The record is from RefSeq and is a predicted model, not a curated record.